UGAGCGGACGGAAAUCGUGAAAAUGCGCCUUGGCUGUAGUUGGCUGGUUUACCUGUGCUUGUACCUACACCUGGAUCUUCAUGGGGACCUUUCGCAGGCAGCCAACAUCUUGGGUGUCUUUCCCUACUGGCAGCCCUCUCCCUUCCAGGUGGUGCGGCCCUUGGUGAGGGCGUUGGUCGAUCGUGGCCACAAUGUGACCAUGAUAACACCCGUUGGAAUGCCGGCCGACAUCGAGGGAGUACGACACAUACGAGUGGCCAUGCUGAACCAACACAUGCACGAAUUAUUGGAGUCCGACCUAGUAAUGAACUUCUUCAAGAACAAAUGGUUGGAAAAUGAGGUGUCCGCGGCUAUGCUUUACAAUAUGUCAGAGGAUAUACUCAGCGACGAUGGUGUACAACACAUGCUCCAGGACCGCAGUGAACGAUUCGACCUGGUACUGUUAGAAGGAGGUAAUUUGGACGCUCUCAAUGGGCUGGGCGAGUUUUACAAUGCCACCCUGAUGGGUUUCUCCUCCUACCGCCUAAAUUGGAUUAUAGAAGAGCUUGCGGGCAAUCCGGCACCAAGCAUUAACGAACCCAUUUCUCCGUGGGGCUACUUCACGGACCACUCCCUGGUCAGCAUGUUUUAUAAUUGGAUAUACAUAAUCGAGGAGAGACUAAUGGUGCACCUCAUUGUUCGACCAGGUCAGUUGCGCCUCUUCAAGAAGUACUUCGGCUACUCCUCGCAGAAAUUCGAUGAUUUGAGGGCCAGGUUUUCUGUUUUCUUGGUCAACAACCACUUCAGUUUGGGAAGGCCUCGUGCCAAUGUGCCUAACAUUAUCGAGAUUGGAGGUCUGCAUCUAAGCGAAGCUCCUGAACCGUGUGACGAAGAACUGCAGAGAUUUAUGGACGAAGCGGAGGACGGGGUCAUCUAUUUUUCCAUGGGUCAGGAUAUCCAUAUCAGGUUUUUGCCAACCAAUAUGCAGCAAGUACUUCACCAGACUUUCGCUGGAUUGAAGCAGAGAGUUGUUUGGAAAAACGAGCUCUCCACGACACCUAACAAAACGGACAAAAUAUAUAUGAUUGCAAAAACGCCUCAGCGUCAGGUACUGGCCCAUCACAAUGUCCAACUUUUCAUCACUCAAGGAGGGAUGCUGAGCCUGGUAGAGGCGGUGUACAGUGGAGUUCCUAUGCUCGGAUUGCCGCUGUUCUUCGAUCACUUCAGCAAUAUACAUCAGGUGCGAGUAGCAGGAAUGGCUGAGGUGCUAGAUCCGAAUAAUUUAAACGUAGAUUCACUAACCAGCACUAUUCUGGAGCUUCUUGAGAACCCUAAAUAUGCCGAAAGGGCCAAGGAAAUGUCGGAGGCAUUCAGGGACAGACCCUUGAGUCCUUUGGAGACUGCAGUCUGGUGGACGGAGUACGCCCUGAGGCACCGGAAUGCUGCCCUUAUUCGCCUUAAUUCCGGGGACAUUUCACUGAUGCAGUAUUAUCGAUUAGACUGCUUGCUGACAUACGGUCUUCGAUUUGGACUGGUCAUUGGAUCUGUGGUUUUUUUAGGAUACAUUUUGGUUUAAACA
Messenger RNA from Drosophila kikkawai, 1558 nucleotides. Its product is annotated as UDP-glycosyltransferase family 303 member B1. Gene Ontology annotation, molecular function: UDP-glycosyltransferase activity. The record is from RefSeq and is a predicted model, not a curated record. Lineage: Eukaryota; Metazoa; Arthropoda; Insecta; Diptera; Drosophilidae.